Messenger RNA from Humulus lupulus (European hop), 1008 nucleotides. RefSeq lists its product as uncharacterized. NCBI's taxonomy places the organism in Eukaryota, Viridiplantae, Streptophyta, Magnoliopsida, Rosales, Cannabaceae. Bases 1 to 1008 code for a protein of 335 amino acids. The transcript is spliced from 2 exons. The record is from RefSeq and is a predicted model, not a curated record. Gene Ontology annotation, molecular function: nucleic acid binding; zinc ion binding.
AUGGCUCUUACGGCUGAAAGAAGCAAAGAGAGAAUCAGGAAAGAUAAUGCUGCUAGAAAGGAUGCCAAGAAGAGUGGGGCAGCCACCUCUAAUGACAAUAGGAAAAGGGGACAGGAGCAGCCAAGACAAGCUGGAAAUGAUAAACGGCCCAAGCCUAACAAUGAUAACCGUCCUGGUGGAAAUGGUGGUAGAAACGUUCCACCUUGCCCUAAGUGCACAAAACGCCAUUCUAGUGAGUGCAGAGCUGGAGUUUGCUACAAAUGUCGGAAGGAAGGUCACAUGAAGCGCAACUGUCCGACAUGGGAACAAUCAUGCAAUAAGAAAGAAAAGAAGAAGAAUGACAAGUACAUCUUAGCCAGAGUCUUCACCAUCACCCAAGUUGAAGCUGAGGCAAGCCCUUCUGUCAUAACAGGUCAAAUCCCUGUGGCCAAUACCACAUGUAAAGUUUUAUUUGAUUCUGGUGCAGCACACUCUUUUAUUUCUAGUAGAACUUGCAAACGUAAGAAAGUGGUCUUUGCACCGGAAGGCGGAGAACCGUUUGAGUUCGAAGACAUAAGCAAAGCGAUGAAAGCUAGAGAAAUGUUUCAACACGGAUGUUUGGGGUAUCUCGUGAAUAUGGUCAAUGAAACCAAAGAGAAAGAAAUGAGACCUGAAGAGACAAGAGUUGUAGCUGAGUUCCUCGAUGUCUUUCCAAAAGAACUGCCAGGUUUACCUCCACACAGGGAGAUCGAAUUUGUAAUCGAUCUGAUGCCCGACAUAACGCCAGUAUCUCGAGCACCAUAUAGAAUGGCACCAGCAGAAUUGAAAGAGCUCAAAACUCAUUUGGAGGAAUUACUUAAGCUGGGGUUCAUCAGACUGAGCUAUUCUCCUUGGGGCGCACUAGAUCUUUUUGUCAAGAAGAAAGACAGGUCUAUGAGGAUGUUUAUUGAUUAUCAGGAGCUGAAUAAGGUCACAAUAAAGAACAGAUAUCCUUUGUCGAGAAUCGAUGAUCUGUUCGACCAGCUUUAG